Impatiens glandulifera is the source of this 4140-nucleotide messenger RNA. RefSeq names its product DNA mismatch repair protein MLH3. Gene Ontology annotation, cellular component: mismatch repair complex. The record is from RefSeq and is a predicted model, not a curated record. The transcript is spliced from 26 exons. Gene Ontology annotation, biological process: mismatch repair. Gene Ontology annotation, molecular function: ATP hydrolysis activity; mismatched DNA binding; ATP-dependent DNA damage sensor activity. The coding region runs from base 185 to 3919 and encodes 1244 amino acids. Lineage: Eukaryota; Viridiplantae; Streptophyta; Magnoliopsida; Ericales; Balsaminaceae.
CGGUCGAUUAUCCUACUCCCUCUAGGAAGGAAGGGCGUCUUCAUUCGCAAUAUACAGCAAGCGAAUUGUCGUAAAUUACUAAACCCUAACCACAAGAUCACUUACCUAUUUUUGAGAAAUCUUAUGUGAGCCGAUUUGUGAACAUUCAAUUGAAAAGUGUUGUACUUAACAAGGUAGAAAGAAAAUGCGAGAAAUCAGGCGGUUACCAGAGUCUGUUCGCCAUUCCGUUCGCUCCGGAAUCAUAUUUUACGACUUGACAAGAGUAGUAGAAGAGCUCAUAUACAACAGCCUUGACGCCUCCGCUACCAAGGUAUCUGUUACUGUUGGAACUGGUAUCUGUUUUGUUAAAGUAGCUGAUAAUGGACAUGGGAUUACAAGAGAAGGACUGGUUUUGUUGGGGGAGAGAUAUGCAACAUCAAAAUUUGAUAACUGGGAUGGUAAAGAUGAUUUUAAUGGAAGCUUUGGCCUUAGAGGAGAAUCUUUAAGCUCAAUGUCUGAUAUUUCCCUACUAGAAAUAGUUACAAGAACACAUGGGAGACCACAUGGUUACAGCAAGGUUAUGAAGGGAUGCAAAUGUUUGUUUCUUGGAAUUGAUGAUAGCAGACAUGACAUAGGCACAACAGUUACUGCUCGUGAUAUAUUUUAUAAUCAACCAGUUCGGCGGAAGCAAGUGGUAUCCAGCCCGAAGAAGGUCCUUCAUUCAGUCAAAAGUUGUGUGCUAAAGAUUGCGCUAGUACAUCCAAGAGUUUGUUUCAGAUUGGUUGCCACCGAAGAUGAUGUUGAACUAUUGGUUUCAAAUCCAUCUUCUUCUCCUUUGUCUCUGUUGACAAGUGCUUUUGGAAACGAGGCUUCCAGUUCUCUUCAUGAAUUGGAUGUUUCUGAUGGUGUGUUGAAGCUUUCUGGAUAUAUAUCUAUUCCUCGUGAUACUAUUUCUGAGAAGGCCUUCCAAUAUGUAUAUAUCAAUUCACGAUACAUUGACAAAGGUCAGAUCCACAAACUGUUAAAUCUCCUGGCCAUGAAUUUCAGCCAUUCAGCUAUUUCAAAGCCUGUGAUUGAGUCACCUAAUGGGAAACGAAAGAGAUCUGAAGCUCAUUUGACAUAUCUUCUGAACUUAAGUUGUCCACCAUCUUGUUAUGAAAUCAAUAUUGAGCCAUCGAAAGCAACUGCUGAAUUCAAGGACUGGUCUCCAAUUCUUUCUUUAAUUGAGAAAGUUGUACCCAAGUUCUGGAGAGAAAUCAUUUAUCAUGAUGAUGCACCCACUUAUGAUUAUAUUUCCAGAAAACGUAAUUCAAGUAUGAGAACCCAUAAUGCAACAGGGGAACAAAGCUUUACUGGAGAACACUCUUCCUCAGAGAGAAUGGGAGAGAUGCAGUAUUUGAGUUCUUCUUUAAGCCUUUUCUCUCCCAAGCUUGGAGUUCUAGACAAAGAGUAUGAUCACAUGACUAGCUGGGAAAAUGAUACUCCCAGUUGGAUGUCUUCAAGAAAUGUAGAACAAUUGGAACAUGAAAGCCAUCGAGGAGUUCAUCAAGCAGUCUAUUCAUUGAAGCCGUAUUGUGAAUUGCAUACCACAUCUAUAAUAGCUGACCAAGAAAGUGACUAUGAGACACAGGAAUUUGAUGAUAGAUUCUUCUCUUCUGAUAAUCAUUUAUUGGGGAAGGGUCGUCUUUGGUGUACCAGAUUGGAGAAUUCUAAACAGAGUGAUGAUGCCAACAUAAGCAAUGUAUUAUCUGAGACUGAGUUGCCCUUUAAGAAUUUUGUGAGUUGUAACAGGGAGAAAACAGUUCAUGAGGAAAUGAGAAAACCUUUCCUAAAGAGCUGCUCCUCACAAAGAGGCCCACAACUUGAUAAAUAUACAUAUUUAAACACUAAUGAAAGUACUGAUGUUCAUGGAUCUAGAGCUAAACGAAAAUGGUUUAACAAUGAGGACUGGAUAGAUCCUAGAAGCUUGGAGGACCUUGAACUUGAUCAGAGGUCUUGUUUUUCGCCAAGGUCUGGGUUGAAUGUUGAUGAAGCUACAACUUUGUAUUCUCCUGAUAUCCAAACUUCUUAUGACAAAGCUCCAGAGAUGAAUUUUGUCUCAAGAAAUUCAUCAAAAUCACGGGAACUUGAUGCAUGUCAUUUAAAAUUGGAUAUUGAUCUUCACUCAGACUCAGAAGAAAGUAUGGAACCAGUUGAGUUUUUUCAUGGUCCCUUUAACUCUCAAUGGCCACAUAUAAUGUUAGAUUCACCGUGCACUACAAAAUCUCAAGAAAUAAGCCACAUUGUUGGGGACAGGACUUUAGAAGUAAGUGUCGAAUGUGAUAAGCGUGCUAGCUCUUGGUUGAGGGUAGAUAACAACUUUCAGGAUUCUGUGCUUUGUUGCAAUGAUGAUGAGACGAACAGGUUGGAUAGAAAAUAUAGUUCAUUGUCAAGAAAAACAAGCCCUUCCUUGAAUUUUGAGAGAUUUCGCCAUAAAGACAAUACAUGUGAUUCUCUCCAACUGCAGAAUCUGGAUAAAGAUAUCUUCCUUGAAUGUUCUGAAUUAUAUGGUCUCAGCUCUGGAAAAUUGUGGAGAAAAGAUGUUGCUAGUAGGCAACUAGAUGGGUCUUGUCUCAUUUCUUCAACAGCAAAUUCCAAAAAGAAUGAAAAUGUAAGAGAUUGUACUCAAUAUGCAAGAAAGAACCCUGUUCAGAAUCGAAGGCAUGGAAGAAGUCUCUCAGCUCCUCCAUCCUAUAGAAGCAAGAAGAAAUUCUUUACCCUGAGUGAUUAUUUCACUAUAGAAGAAGGGAAUGCCAAUAUACAGACAACUCAUGAGGCCAACAAGUUUCCAGAAGCAAGCAAUGUGACGCAAUUGCAAAACAUAUCCAGCAUAGAACAGCACUCGGAACCUAAUUCCAUGGAAGAACCCACUCCAUAUCUUAGGCCAGUUGAUAAGAGAAGACUAAAUGUGGAAGAGGAAAAAUAUGAGGUGGAUGAAGAGUUAAAAAGCUUUCAACAUUAUCAUAGGGAUUCUUCUGAAGAUCCAUUCAAGGAAAUUGAAGAACCGGUUGAUCCUGGUUUGAAGUGGCGCACGGGUUUUCCUCUGAAUACAGAAGGGGAAAAAUCACUAAGGCACGAAGAUCCUAUACUUAAUGUUACCUCUGGAAUCUUGCAUUUAGCUGGUGACUCACUGGUACCUGACUCUAUCAAUAGAAGCAUUCUGGAUAAUGCCAGAGUCCUUCAGCAGGUGGACAAGAAAUUUAUCCCAGUUGUUGGUGGCGAUGUACUUGCUUUAAUUGAUCAGCAUGCUGCUGAUGAAAGAAUCCGCCUGGAAGAUUUACGAGUGAAGGUACUAUCUGGAAAAAUGAAGACAGUGGCCCAUCUGAAUGCAGAGCAAACUUUGGUCUUGCCUGAAAUUGGGUACCAGUUGUUGCAAAAUUAUGCUGAGCAGAUAAAGAAUUGGGGUUGGAUCUGCAAUAUUCAUUCUCAGGAAUCAGAAUCCUUCAAAAAGAGUCUGAAUCUUCUACAUAGGCAGGCGUCAGGUGUCACACUCCUUGCAGUACCUUGUAUAUUGGGAGUCAAAUUAAGUGACGUAGAUCUUCUAGAAUUUCUUCAACAGUUGUCAGAUACAGAUGGAUCGUCAAGUAUACCACCUUCAGUUCAUAGGGUUCUUAAUUCUAAAGCAUGCAGGGGUGCUAUAAUGUUUGGAGAUACAUUGUUGCCUUCAGAAUGUUCCCUGAUUGUUGAAGAACUGAAGCAAACCUCACAAUGUUUCCAAUGCGCACACGGGAGACCGACAACUGUCCCUUUGAUAAACUUAAAGUCAUUGCAUAAACAAAUAUUAGCUAAUAAUCUCGAGCCCGUGAAUGAAGGAGAAAUAUUGUCUUGGCAUGGUUUGCGCAAGCACGAAGUCUGUCUGGAACGUGCAAUUCGUCGCCUUUCUGUUUGUCAGAAAGAUUAAACCAGGGAAAUUACUACUACCAUCUACAGAAGAGAUCAAGAAUAAUGUGAAUAGGUACGCACUGUACUACAACUAAUACAGUUCCUUUCAUUUUUGAUCAAAAUAGAUGCACCCUUUCAAACAAACAUAUAUAAGUGUGUUUGGUAAGAAUUAAGGAAUAUGACUAUUGGUAUAUAUAUGUAUAUACCAUAAGAAACCAAAUAUUUCAGGACGGUAGAGUG